This is a messenger RNA of Bipolaris zeicola 26-R-13, 1518 nucleotides long. RefSeq lists its product as uncharacterized. The transcript is spliced from 3 exons. Gene Ontology annotation, biological process: cellular response to amino acid starvation; positive regulation of TORC1 signaling. NCBI's taxonomy places the organism in Eukaryota, Fungi, Ascomycota, Dothideomycetes, Pleosporales, Pleosporaceae. Gene Ontology annotation, molecular function: protein binding; structural molecule activity. Gene Ontology annotation, cellular component: nuclear pore outer ring; Seh1-associated complex. The record is from RefSeq and is a predicted model, not a curated record. Bases 1 to 1518 code for a protein of 505 amino acids.
AUGACCAACAACACCCAGGCAGGCCGCUCUGCAAGGCCCGACCCGUUCCUGGACGAGCUCAAUGCCGUGAGCCAACAUCUUGCAACCCCGGGUUUCCUUCGACGGUUGACUACGUCCCAACUGCCUUCUGCAGCGGUUAGCGAGUCGUCUUCGCUCAGCCCCACCCGAGAAGAAGCACGGUUGCCUCAUCCCCCAUCCAAUCUCAACCUCGCCGUUUCGUUCGAGGAUGAGAUUGAGCACGUGGACUUGAUCGCUCCGUUGAUUCAAGAGCCUUGUGCCGACGGCAGCCCAGGCCACAUUGAUCAGCAAGUCGUCCAUCACCUCGAAACUGCCUUUGUGGCUGCGCGUCGCACCUAUCAGACCAUGGCGGCUGAGCGUAGUUUUCAGACCUUCUCGCAUGGCCACCAAGACCUCGUGCUUGCCGUCGACUUCAACUACUUUGGUACGCGCAUGGUCACGGCGAGUUCCGACCAUCGCCUCAAGGUCUGGGACAAGAAGGACGAUUCGUGGACCCUGGUUGAGAGCUGGAAGGCUCACGAUGCCGAGAUAGUUGAUGUCAAAUGGAACGGCCCCUUCAUGGGUGAAGUUGUCGGCAGCAUCGGAGAAGAUGGCCGCUGCAAGCUUUGGCAAGAGGAUGUCACUGAAGUUGCCUUGUCUGGCAAUCGUUUCAAGUUGCUCUACAAUCUUGCUUCGCUAACCAAUGCUCCCUUCAUGUCUUUGGACUUCAAGAACAUCAUGCAGGAGACAUGGCUCGCGCUCAUUACGCGUGAUGGCUAUCUGACCGUGUACGAGCCUCAAGAUCAGAGCAACCUCCACGAGUGGACCAUCUUGGCCGAGCGCUGGGUUUCUGAGAACAACCCUCCUGAGCGACAAGAAGAGGUUGGCUUCAAGGUCGUUUUCCACAAGGAGAAGCUCCCAUGCUGGACCGCUAUCACUGCAGGCCUUGAUCGCAAGUCACUGUCCCUCGCCGUUGCUGCCAUGAAAGACGUCUUGAUCUUCCGUACUGAUAAGGCUAAGCGAUUCUUCCAAGUCGCAAAGCUCACCGGCGCGCGUCAAGUUAUUCGUGAUUUGGCUUGGGCCAACGGUUCCAUGCGCGGUUAUGAUAUCUUGGCAACUGCUAGCAAAGAUGGUGCUAUCCGCGUCUACGAGCUCACUACAACCACUGCAGACAAGGCACACGCAUCUGGAACUUCCUCAUCGGCUGUCGCGCCAUCUGUAUCGUCCCGCGUGGGUCUCAAGCACAGUGCGCAGUCUGGCAUAGGAGCUGGGCUGGCUGGUGCUUCUAAGGCACCGGCCAUGUCUCUCGAGAACGAACAGAACCCUGGUCGCAUUACUCAGGAAGUUGCCUUGAAGGAUGAGCUCACUGGACACCAUGGAGCUGUCUGGCGCGUCGCUUUCUCCCAGAUGGGUGAUCUCCUUGUGACUACCGGCGAUGAUGCCAGCAUCCGUACCUGGAAGCAGGCAGCCAACGGUCACUGGAUGGAGUACGCUCAGAUCGAGACUGCUCAGGACAACUAA